GCUACUUCGACCGCCGUGGAGCGGGUGUUCUCCCAAGGACGCCACCUUCUUCAUUUCACUCGCAGUCGACUAUCCGGAAAGUCUAUUCGCGUGUUCAUGUGCCUUGGCGCCUGGAAUCGGGCAGACUUGAUUACGGUCGAGGAUCAGAUGCCUCUCGACAAGGGUAAGGGCAAACGAAAGUAUGUUGAGGUCGAUACUAUUGACUUGACCGGUGAUGAUGGUGAUCUUUCGCAGAAGUAA
This is a messenger RNA of Stereum hirsutum FP-91666 SS1, 240 nucleotides long. RefSeq lists its product as uncharacterized. The annotation marks the transcript as partial. The record is from RefSeq and is a predicted model, not a curated record. The transcript has a single exon. Lineage: Eukaryota; Fungi; Basidiomycota; Agaricomycetes; Russulales; Stereaceae.